This is a messenger RNA of Symbiodinium pilosum, 1173 nucleotides long. NCBI's taxonomy places the organism in Eukaryota, Dinophyceae, Suessiales, Symbiodiniaceae. The record is from the annotation of a GenBank genome assembly.
AUGCGUGCAUUGGAGGACCACGGCACUGUCCCCAUCGACAUCAACAAGGGAGAUAAGGCCUGCACCCAAGCCACGCCACUCGGCAAUACUUUGUGGCACCCUCAUGCGCCCGGCCUAUGUCGUUUGACAUCGCGCGGCGCUCAGACGCUCAGGUAUGCUGGCCUGAUGACCCUGCGCCAGCCGGAUGCCAUCCAGGCUGUCCAAGUAGAUGGCAAGACCUACGUCCUCACUGCCAACGAGGGCGAUGACAAGGGCUAUGGCGACUUCGAGGAGAAGAUGAAGCUGAAGGAUGUGGUGAACUCUGAUGGCUCUGUGGAUUCAGACAUGGUGGGCAUGAACGUGAGCGCAAGCGCGGCCAGCACUGCCGUGGAGAUCAGCAAGGUUGGGGAUGGCCUCAGGAUCACCGUUGGCUCGGCGGCCAUCAACUACGCGACCCCUUCGGCUCCGGUGAUCGAGCACAUCGUCGCCUUCGGUGGCCGUGGUGUGUCCAUCUACGAGCACACCACCAGCGGCCUCACACUGACUUGGGACUCUGCUGAGCAGGUCGAGAAGGAGCAGUGCGCCAACUACCCCUGGGCACACAACGCCAUCCAGGACGAGGAGUUCUCUCCGCUGAACGGUGACCUCUACAUGUCGGCUGGCUCCAAACUCCGUGAGACCUUGGAUGAGAUGAACGACCCAAGCAAGGAUGGCUGCGCGCCGGGAGCUUGUCCCCUUGGGCAGAUGGUUGAUGAGCGCUCCGAGAAGGAUGGGCCAGGAGUGGAGGCCAUCGUGGCGGGCAAGGCCUGCGGGUCCCUGCUGGCCGUGACCGCCACAGAGAAGCAAGGUACUGCCUUCGUCUACGACAUCUCCGACAUCGCCUCUCCCACGCUCCUCUUUGUGAAGCACUUGUCUGUGGCCUCCGAAACCAAGAAUCCGGGCGUGGCCUAUGCGGACGGUACUCUGGGUGAGAUCGACCCAGAGGCCAUGAUCUUCCUGGAGGACGCUCAUUCUCCCUCCGGCAAGGCCGGCGUGAUGUUCGCUGGUGCCUGGUCGGGAACCAUGUCCUUCUGGGAGUUCGAGUGCCCCACCACGACCACGGCCGCAGCCAAUGACUCCGCAAGCAGUGCGCGCGAGGCAUCCGCCUUGUCCUUGACCCUGUUGCUCCUUGCCUUUGGUUUUACCCGGCUUUAA